This is a messenger RNA of Nothoprocta perdicaria, 8453 nucleotides long. RefSeq names its product centrosomal protein 170B (gene CEP170B). Bases 71 to 4990 code for a protein of 1639 amino acids. The transcript is spliced from 19 exons. Gene Ontology annotation, molecular function: protein binding. The record is from RefSeq and is a predicted model, not a curated record. Lineage: Eukaryota; Metazoa; Chordata; Aves; Tinamiformes; Tinamidae.
AGGAGCGGGAGCGGAUGUGCAGCAGCAGCCGGUGUGCGGCCGCGGCGCGAGCAGGAUGUGUAAAGGAUAAAUGCCAAGCGCCAAAAUGAGCGUGACGUCGUGGUUCUUGGUGAGCAGUACUGGCAUUCGCCACCGGCUCCCUCGGGAGAUGAUAUUUGUUGGCAGAGAUGACUGCGAAUUGAUGCUCCAGUCCCGCAGUGUUGAUAAACAACACGCUGUAAUCAACUACGACAAGGAGAAAGAUGAGCACUGGGUGAAGGAUCUCGGGAGCUUGAAUGGCACGUUUGUGAAUGACGUGAGGAUUCCUGACCAGAAGUACAUCACCCUAAAGCUGAACGAUGUCAUCCGCUUCGGCUACGAUUCAAACAUGUAUGUCCUGGAGCAGAUUCAACACAAGGUCCCAGAAGAAGCGUUAAAGCAUGAGAAGUACACGAGCCAGCUGCAGAUGAAUUUCAAGGGCACAGCAAUGAAGAGGGCGGAUCAGUCCUUGGAGCACGGAGUCUACAGCGAGUCCCCGCAAGCCAAGCUGGAGAAAGGAGAGAGGAAAGCAGUUUCAGAGACCAACACUUAUCGCACCCCUCUUUAUGGCCAGCCCUCCUGGUGGGGGGAAGAUGAUGCAAAUAACAAGGAGGACAGAAGACACGAGGAGCACUACUCAGAAAGAUCAAAAGAGAUAACGCAACAUGAAGAAGAGCUGAAUGGUAACAUUUCUGCUUAUAGAGAUUCCCAAGAACAGUCUGUGUUUGCGUUCCGGAGAGAGCCAAGUUACUUUGAGAUCCCAACUAAAGAAUUUCAGCAGCCAUCAAAGUCUCCAGAAACACAGGUCCACGAAAUACCCACAAAGGAUGUUGAUGCAAUAGUGACCCCAGUUGUGCAAAGUCAUGCCUCUUUCACCAUUGAGUUUGACGACUGUACCCCUGGUAAAAUAAAAAUAAAAGAUCAUGUAACUAAAUUUUCGCUCAGACAGAGAAGACCGUUCGGUAAGGAACCCGCUCACACAGAAGUGAUGUCAGCAGAGAGCAAAGUGGCUGACUGGCUUGUCCAGAAUGACCCCAGCUUGAUGAGACGACAGUCUCCAGGAGAUGAUGUGUUCAGCACAAAGAGUGACCUGCCAGUUCACGUGAGGACGCUUAAAGGCAAUAGACACGAGGACGGGACACAGAGCGACUCCGAAGACCCUGUGGCGCCCAAGGCAGAAAAGGAGUCGGCGACGGGCAGUGAACGCGCCGCAGAGCAAACGCGGCUGCAGCGCCAGAUGAGGCGCGAUCCCCACGAGAUGCUCCACAACAAGCAGGCCUUCGUCAUCGAGUUCUUCGAGGACACGCCACGGAAGAAGCGCUCGCAGUCCUUCACGCACAGCGCUCACUCCUCCCAGAGCGACACCGACCCGGGGCUCAAGGGCAAGGUUGAAAAGCGCAAGAACGCGGUGCCCGCGGAGAAGCCGGGAAAUGCAGCGCCCUCAUCCCACCUUGGGGCUCAGGCGGGAAAACCGGCCAACAGCUCCUCUGGAGCCCAAAGAACUGGUUCCUUCAAGAGAGAGAAGACUGAAGAUAGGAUCAACUCUUCCUCCUCCACUUCCAAAUCGUCAGCCAGAACUUAUGGGAGCGUUGGGAGGAAGUCUAAAAUGGCUCAGGAUUUUAUGGCUGAGUAUCUGCGUGAGACUGCUCAGUCUGGGAAGCCAAGUGCUGAGAAACCAGUACCUCUGCCCAUGCCCGUAGCUCCCCGAGUGGUUAUAUCAUCAGAACCAGAAUCGGCCACUGCUCCACCUCCCGAGGUGAAGUCAGCCCAGACCAGGAGGAACGAUGAGGAGGACAGCGUGAGUGAGACGGGCACUUACACCAUCGAGACAGAGUCACAGGAUAAAGAGGUGGAGGAAGCACGAAAAAUGAUAGAUCAGGUUUUUGGUGUUCUCGAGUCACCCGAGUUUUCCAGGAUAUCUUCAGCCUUUAGGCCAGUAAUAAAAGGUGAAAAAGACGAUGCUGGUUCUCAUCAACAUCUAAUCAGUGAAAAUGGCACUAGUCAGAAGCCGCCCUUGCUUCAGGCAUUCGCCUCAAAAACUAUGAGUGGGUCUCAGGCUGAAACGCAGAUGUCAGCGGCGUCUCAAGGGAGUCAGAAGUGGGUGUCGAGGUGGGCGAGCCUUGCAGACAGUUACUCUGAUUCUGGAUCUGUUUCUGGGCAGGGUGAUGGUGGUGCAGAAAGUGGUGUAGCCCCAAAACCCGGGGAGCCAGAGAAUAUCGUGCCCUCGAGAACCAGGCGCCUCCUUCCCCAACUCCCACCAAGCGACAAAUCGGACAGCCCCACGCCUACGGUUCUGGUUUGUCAGGAGUCCUACACGGAGGUUACAAAGAGAAGUGUCGUAAAGGAUCACUGYGUGGAAGCCUACGGCGAUCCCAACGGCCAGCUUUUCAUCCAAGAAGACUUGGAUCCAGACAGCCUCAGUGAUGCCAGCAGAUCCGAUGAUGGCUUCACUACAGAAAAAGGCAGGAAAUAYAAAGAGAACAAUAAAAUGCUAGAGCAGAUGGGGGAGGAUACAAAAAUUGAGACCCGGCAGCCAGGAGCCCCCCGAGUCACAAAUGUGAGAGCUGUGAGCGAGCCAGUUGCUGCUUCUUUCUACAUUGGUGAUGACAGCAACGAUGUGGGGAUCCCUUCCAAGCUCUCCCUGAGCAUGUCCCAUGCUCGAGCAGACAAGGAAGGCAAGGAGCAGGAGUUUUCCUUCAAGGCUACUGUUGCACCUGUUUCUGGAAAGCCACCAGUCAAAGAUGUAAACGCUUACAUUAAUGCAGCAGGAAAAAUGGUUAUUUCCCUUCAUCAGAAUCUUCCUCAAGACCAGGAGAACGUAGCAGGAAAGGAAACGUCAUCUUUUGUCAGACAGGAAAGUUUUACCAAAGAUAAAUCAAGCAGUGCCGUUCCUCAAAAUAAACUUCCACAUAUUUCAAGUCACCCUCUGCUCAAAGAUUUAGAGGCUGUUCGGUCAACACGUAUGGACUUCGGUCAGGACACUCAUCUUCUCCUCAAGGACACUGAAACUGCCUUGGCAGCGCUGGAAGCCAAGUUGCUUGGUCAAAGCCAGCAGCUGGAGUCCUCGGAUACUGCUGGUCAGUUGGAGGACUCCUUGUCGGGGGACUCUGAUGUGGACACAGCCAGCACGGUCAGCUUGGUGAGCGGCAAAAACGUCCCCACGAGUGCCCCGAAACGCAAAGCGGUCGCGGGUUUGCAGAAGGAGAAAUCCUCCUCCACGCCGUCCAUCCAGGACCAGUGUGGGCAGCCCAGCGCUCGGGAGCGGCUGACGGAAAAGCGGAAGACGCAAGUGCCGGAGGCAGCGAGCMGGGUAGAGGCAACCAAACGCUUCCAAAUGAAGCGCAGUGCCGGGGCGCGAGGGUCCCUCGAUUUCACAGACGAUGAGAGAAGCUCGAGCCUGCCCUACCUGCCGGUCCCCGAGGCCGUGGCCUCCGACCACGAGCACUCAGUAGCCCGGCCAGUUCCAAGAAGGAAGCCUUUCGCCCAAGCUGCUAAAGAGGAUCAGAGCAAAACGACAUCAAACGUGCAGAAGAUCCAGCAGGUCCUCACGCGCUCCAACAGCUUAUCCACCCCACGGCCCACGAGGGCCUCCAAGCUGCGUCGUGCCCGGCUGGGAGACACUUCGGACAACGAGGGCGYCGACACGGAGAAAACAACUUCCAACCCCGACGCGCCCACAGGGGCCAAGCAAUCCAUGGAGACCAAAAAGCUUUCCCGGCUCGACAUCCUCGCCAUGCCGAGGAAACGGGCCGGUUCCUUUACGGUGCCCAGCGACUCCGAAACGGCGCAGCCCAGGACGGGGUUCUCGGGCCGCAGCGUGGAUGCCUACCGGAAAACGGCGGUUUCGGAGGUGAGAGCCGCGGCCAGGAAAACGGCCGCCGCUGCCUCGGCCAAGCAGCCCUUCAGCAGAACCCGCUCCAGCAGCGUCAAGUAUUCCUCCUCUUCCACAUCAAGGAGGCGACCACAGGGUUCAGAUUACACUUCUACUUCGGAGGAAGAAUAUGGCUCAAAUCACAGCUCCCCUAAACACAAACGCUCCCAUACUUCAACAGCCACACAAACACCGAGGAUACGUGGUCCUGGCUUGAGCAAGCAGAAACACAACAGCAGAGAAACAGAUGAUGAUGAAGACUUUGAUGAUCAUCCGGAUCCCUACAACUUCAUUGCACAAACUGCAGAGAUAGCAGAAAUAGCCAGAUUAAGCCAGACCUUGGUAAAGGACGUGGCCAUCCUCGCUCGGGAGAUUCACGACGUUGCUGGAGACGGGGACUCGCAGAGCUCGUCGGGGACGGGCCCGAGCACGUCCCUCAGCUCGGUGCCCAACACUCCUGCUUCCACCAUAUCGGCGAGGGAAGAGUUGGUGCAGCACAUUCCAGAAGCAAGUCUGAACUACCAGAAAGUGCCUCCRGGAUCAGUAGAACUGAAGGAUUUUGACCAAAAUAUGAAUGAUAAUAGAGAAGAGGAUCCUUCAAGAAAAACAAGGACAAGGAACCGUGAGGAGGUAAUCUUUGACAACCUGAUGCUGAACCCGGUGUCCCAGUUAUCCCAUGCAAUCCGUGAAAAUACUGAAAACCUAGCUGAAAAAAUGAAGAUUCUGUUUCAGAACUCAGAAAGGACCUGGGAAGAGAUGGAAGCCAAAAUCAACUCRGAAAAUGAAGUGCCAAUUCUGAAAACAUCAAACAAGGAAAUCAGUUCUAUCCUGAAGGAGCUCAGGAGAGUUCAGAAACAACUUGAAGUCAUAAAUGCUGUCAUUGACCCUACUGGAAACUUGGGUGUGGUUGCCAGUAACAAAGCAUCUUCUGCUGCUAAGCAAUCUACAGCCACUAAAGUCAGGACUGCUAACACUUCUGGGUCCACACUGGAGACAUUGUCCCCAGCGCAGAUGAGAAACUACGCACAGAAAUCGAACUGUGGUUCUUCUAGCUUACAGGAUUCAAAUUUCAUUCCAGAUGGAGAGAAAUAUGUGAUCUGAUACAGUAUUUUGUAUUGCUAUCCUAUUGUAAUCUACUGUUGUAUUAGUACUGUGUAUGAGUGAUUUGUGGACAGUUGUGUGGAGCAGUUGUUUAGAUUGCUAACACAUUGCACAAAAAAAAAAGAAAUCUAUGCUGUGAGGGUGAAUGGCAAAGUCUGUGUAUGCCUUUUAAAGAAGACUAGCACUGUGGAGCAGCACACAUUCAGCAGAGAGGCAAACUGAUAUUUAGAAAGUUACUCAACUUAUUCUUCCAGAGUGCCAUAAGAAAACAGGCUUUACCCUCCAUUCAGUACUGCCRAAACAAAAGUGUUCUUGCAUUAGCCUAUUUAUAAUUAUUCAAUUGUAAUGAGGUGUGAUUUAAAAAGAAAAAAGAAAUACUUUGUUUGGCACUAGAUUUGCUUUGGUUUUGUUCAUUUGUUUUAAUUUUACAAGCGGAGCAUUACAACUCUGUUGGAAUCAAUGUGCAAAUCCAACAGAAUGGUGGUGCAAUAUAGCAGGUUUCUAGGAGAAACUCUUAUUACAGCUGUGUAAAAAAAAAAAAAAAAUCCUUUUUGGUGUCUGUGAAAAGGAGACAACACUGAAGUUGUGUAUCGUGUUUUCAGUCCAAAAAGCAAAAUGAGACAGAACCCUUUGUUUUUCCAUUGGAAAAGUGUUAAAAGAUAGCUAUGAUGGUAUGAAUGUAAAAAUAUUAAUGCAGUUACUGUUUUUAACCAUAUUUCAGGCCCAAAGUUUCAGGUAUAGGUACAAAAAAUCAGAUUUUGCAGUUUAGCUUGCCAAACUUUCAUGAUUUUGGUACAAUUGUCAUCUUUAAGCUUUCUGUUUCAUUUUAAUAUCAAAUAUUUUCACAGUGAGCUACAAAUGCUCCUGUCUGGGCCAAAGACCAAGAUGUCUGUGAUCAGCUAAUUGCUAAGAAAAGCAUCUGUUCCAAUGGCUCCUAUAAUAGACUUAAUUGCACAGUUGCUGUGAACUAGUGUUCACUUGAUGGCACUCUAAAAAGAACRGCUUAAAUGUAGCUCCACCUUUGCUGCUAGUUCUGUCAUGCAUUUCUUUUCAAUGCAAAUGUGCUUGAAAACCUGCCAUCCUCUGGUGUUCUUCAGAAACUGUUCAACAGUGUCAAGGCACUUGGUGCAUUUGAGAUUUUUGUCUGAAUUUGAUUUUUGGUCAGUUAUCUUAGGAACACUAAGGGUUAUUUGCAGUUGCACUGAGCAAUUUCUUGUUUAAAAAAAGGUUGCAUUUUGUAUUCUGUCUUUCAGUUGAGCUGCAAAAUUCUAGGCAAUUUUGUGAGAAGAAGAAAAAUGUAAGAAUGUUUUUUCUUCUUUGUAAGAAAAAAAACAAUGUUUUUGAGGAGACCUCUUCCAGAUUCAUUUGCUCCACCCAGUAUGGUGUUYUUCCCGUCUUGUAUUGAUUCCUUUAACAUUCUUCUUGGUUAAUAAAAAUGAUCAGGUAAAGAAAACUAAUCUUCUUUCAUAGUUACAGAGGAUUUGGAAAGGUGAGCAGAUGAGUUCCAUUUUGCCCUUAUACAGUGUAUCGUUUAACUAGUGAAAAUGCUUUCCUAAGCUUCACUGCUUCUUGUGUGCUGGCUUCACAUUUUGGGAUGGGUAAGGGGUGCUUUAUAGUUAGCUUCAGUAGUUACCCGAGCUUUUUUGCUAGGAUAUUGUAAAAGUGGGAACCAGUUAAAAUAAUUUAAAUAUAUAGGGAUGUUCACACAGACUUUAAUCUUCUAGCAAAGAGCGUGAUUUCUUUCCUGAUGAAGCCAGUGAAAGCUUUCUAUUGAUUUCAGCAGAGACAGGAUCAGUCCCAAAAUGGGAUAUGCCAACAGGCCAUUAGUUUCUUUUAAGUGUGGAAGAUGCUCGCUGGCAAACAGUAGGUAUAAAUAUCCUUUGAAGAGUUCCAGUAGGUGAUAAACCUCAUCUACUUGUGCAGAGAUGCUCUUCUGUGAAGAAAUCUACUGGAUUUCACAUAGAUGAYGACAACAUUAAACAUACUCUGCAGAAUUAAAAAACAUAUAUAUCCUUGAUACGUUCCUCUACCUGUAAUAUGUGAGUUGUCUGAAUGUGGUGUUCAUUCAGUUGUCUAUUCUGAUCUGUCUUUUCUUGAAAUACCUGACCGUGUCCUUGAUGAAUCUCAUAAGUGGUAGAAUUGUUCCUGACGUAGACGAUACACCCUUUUUUCGAGCCCUUCUCAACUCGGGUUUGAUACGACCAGGUGCUACCCCAACUCACUGAGAGCUGAAGGACCUUCACAGAUUAAGGUAUUGCAGUUAGUUUUAGUUCUCCGUAGAGACACACUAAUUACAUAAUUACUCUGAAGACAUCUGAUUUUUAUUAUUACUUGUUACCWUGCUUACAUAUUUUCAUGGCUAUGCUCUAGUGGAUUUUGUUUCUUUUCAGUGUGUCCAUGAUGACUUCUGUUUACUUUCACUUGAAAAUUGCUCGAGUGUUUUUUUCAUACAUGGACACAUCAGGAAUGGAUUUUCCUCCUUGAUUCCUCUGUUCUGAGUUUGAGAGAGAGCCCACAGACACCUUACAUCAAUUAAAUCAACUCAUAAAAUAUAUGGUACCUCUACAAAUGACUAAUAGGGAUGCAACAGCUGGUGUCUGUUAAUAAUUUUGAAAGAGUAUGUGUGGAGUAGGGGGAGAACAUCUUGAUUUGUUUUACUUAUGACUCAACCAAAAUAUAAAAUGCUUCUGUGUCCCGACACAGCAUUCAUGCUUGGAUCUCUGCAUUCAAAACAGUCCUAGUAAUUGGUGGUGAAAUGUAGUCGUUUUUUCCGUAUUCACUGCUUCUGAAGUACACCCCAUUUGCACUUGUCUGCUCCAGAUAAGCCAAAGAGCUAGCCACGUGAUUAUAACUCCUUUAUUCACCUUAUCCAUUGCUUAUUCUCACGAGCAGUGCUGUAUGCUCUGAUGAAAACAUGCCUCUCUGUGAUUCCAGUGUGACCGUAGUAGCUGCACAGUGGUGUAUCUAGUUGGCCUGGGUUCAGUGCAUGGGAUUCCUGUUGGCUUCAGAGAGCUGAGGAUGGGCUUUUCUUUGAGCUUGCUAAGGGUGCACUGACCCGGGGGUCAUUCUCAUACCCUAUUGCUUUCAUGUUAUUUUUUUUUUUUUUUUUGUAUUUGACUAAAGAAAUGUAAUGAAGGGUGGGAUUUUCAAACUUUGAGGAAAGCAGGUGUUCAGGUCCUCUUGGUUGUCUGUACAAUUCAGGUGCCUGAUGCCUUGAGCACCUUCCAAAAUCCCAGUCCUUGGUUCAUCCAUUAUACUUGAAAACCAUGUUCUUAAUUCAGUUCUUUGAAAUGUAGAAACUUGUUACUCGGUUAUGAUGGAGUGAAUGUAAAUUCCCGAGAGAAUGUGUACAAGCUUUGUGAGCAAGGACCCAUGUAUCUACAGCAAUGUCAUGUUGUGGUCAUGCUGCAGGAGAAUAGAUCGUCUACAUCAUCUGUGAGUAAUUUUAGUAAAGGCAAAACUA